Bombus impatiens (common eastern bumble bee) is the source of this 4418-nucleotide messenger RNA. RefSeq lists its product as uncharacterized. Lineage: Eukaryota; Metazoa; Arthropoda; Insecta; Hymenoptera; Apidae. Bases 291 to 2705 code for a protein of 804 amino acids. The transcript is spliced from 3 exons. The record is from RefSeq and is a predicted model, not a curated record.
UCUCGAGGUAGUCUCGUAAUUCUUUAUUUGCAGGUACGGAGUCUCUAAGCACCCUUCGAGGAUUCCUAGAAACUGCAAAUAACUGUACUUGGAAAUAAGAAUCCACGUCUAAUAUUCGUCUUGUUCCAGAAGUGGGGGAAUUUGGAUCCAGUCGACUAUAUUAAGAAGCUCACAGAGGGUUGGCAUGUUAUUUACGGGAAGGUGCGUUAGAAGAUUGGUUUUCCGUUCUAGUCCUUUCGAUUUUUGGGUGAUUUUCACUUGUUCGUUUUGGUGAUAAUUGUUAAUUAAAAAUGGCAGUAGAGUGGAUUAAAAAUAAUAUGCUGUUUGUCGACAAUGAACGCAAUAGGCAAUUGACGGAAACCGAAUUAAAAAUUCAGCAGUCUCUUAAAAAAAUUUCCACCACAAAUUGGUAUUUAAACAAAUAUUCGAAUCCACGAAGGAUAUUAAAAGACAUGCCGAUUGAAUAUCGUUUACCAUCAUGGAAGAAUCCUACUUUCAGAAGAAACUAUAUAUCAAAUUCAUCGUCUUCCGAUUCAAUAGAUAUAUCUCCACAUGUGAAGGAAAAUGUACACGAAAAAGCUAAGAAAGUGGCACCGCCUAUAACAUCCUACAACAACAAAACAUUUUGUCGGCAAAUAUUACCAGAAACUAAACACACGAGAUCCUCGACGAAGUCUUCUUCACCCAAGGAAGAAAUAUUGGACGUGAACAUUCCGGUAAUGAAGUUCCCUAGACAAAUUUCCAAGACUUUUCCUAAAAUGUCGCCUUCUAGAAAAAUCCAAAACAUAAAUAUCGUUUUUCCACCCGGUCCGAAGAUUGAAUUUCCAAAUGAAGACAUGUGUAAUGACGACUAUAACGGUGACGAUAGAAGAAAGACGUUUGUUUUAAAGGAACGACCAUUUAACGUUGAUAGGACUACUGAGACUGAAGAUUUACGAAACGUCGAUGUGAUAAUAGACAAAAGAAGAGAGAAUAGACAAACGAACGUCAGCUUUCAAGAUUCCCAAGCUGUAACGACUAUUUUAGAAACACUAGAAAAGCCAAACUUCGUCAAAUAUGGUGCCAAAUCUACUCCAAAAUUCUCUCAAGCUUCCGAAGUUGUGACGACUCCUUUAAGUACGCCAGAUGUAGAGCCGAAAUUUUUCAAAUAUCGUACCAAAUCUACUCCAAAAUUCUCUCAAGCUGCCGAAGUUGUGACGACUCCUUUAAGUACGCCAGAUGUAGAGCCGAAAUUUUUCAAAUAUCGUACCAAAUCUACUCCAAAAUUCUCUCAAGCUGCCGAAGUUGUGACGACUCCUUUAAGUACGCCAGAUGUAGAGCCGAAAUUUUUCAAAUAUCGUACCAAAUCUACUCCAAAAUUCUCUCAAGCUGCCGAAGUUGUGACGACUCCUUUAAGUACGCCAGAUGUAGAGCCGAAAUUUUUCAAAUAUCGUACCAAAUCUACUCCAAAAUUCUCUCAAGCUGCCGAAGUUGUGACGACUCCUUUAAGUACGCCAGAUGUAGAGCCGAAAUUUUUCAAAUAUCGUACCAAAUCUACUCCAAAAUUCUCUCAAGCUGCCGAAGUUGUGACGACUCCUUUAAGUACGCCAGAUGUAGAGCCGAAAUUUUUCAAAUAUCGUACCAAAUCUACUCCAAAAUUCUCUCAAGCUUCCGAAGUUAUGACGACUCCUUUAAGUACGCCAGAUGUAGAGCCAAAAUUUUUCAAAUAUCGUGCCAAAUCUACUCCAAAAUUCUCUCAAGCUUCUGAAGUUGUGACGACUCCUUUAAAUGGACCAGAUGUAAAGCCAAAAUUCUUCAAACUUCGUGCCAAUUCUACUCCAAAAUUCUCUCAAGCCCAACUAUUUUCACCUGCUAUCAUCGAAAAUAGUCCAAAAGAAAAGAAUAUUUCACCCAGCAUAUUGGAGAGAUCUUUGAUUUUCGAAAACAAGUCAAUGAAUGUGUCGAACAAGUCUGAGAAUAUUCGAAGAUUUAAGAAGAUAUCUCCGAAUCUUUUGGAAAAGACGUUCAUCUUCGAAAUGAAUUCAACGCAGAGCAGUUUCCAAGAAUCGAGUGACUCCAUAGACUUAGAGCUUUCGUUACAGAGUAAACAAUUGAAUCGCAAGAAGAAUAUAGUUCGAGAGAUCGUUCGAAACUUGGAUGAAAAAGAAAAGAGAAAAUCGUUGCAGCCUCGUCAUAGCCAAGAUGAUGACAAAGAGUGCUAUGUGAAGCAAAUAGUGAAUGCUUUCGAUAAGGGAGACAUUUCUGGAGUGACAAGCCUAUUAUCAAGAAGUUCUACAAUCGACGAAGACAGCCUCUGCGAAUCAGAUACAAAAUCCUACGUCACAUCAAACUUCCCCAAGGAUACGGAUUACAGUGAUUAUGGUCAAAGAUCGCCGACUCUGAACAGCGACGACGAUCAAACAUUCGUUUCUGAAUGCCUCAAAGAAGACACGUUGGAAGCCAAAGAGAAGAAAAGUGCUGGGGAUGAUACUGUUUAUUGGAUACCCGUACCUAGAUCUGCACUACCAAGAAGUAGUUCUCUAUUGAGCAUGAUCUCCGAAUGGUCCAGCCUUGAUCACUCUCCAUGUAUCAGUCCGAUUAAAAGCCCGAAUGAAGUCGAAUAUUCAUUAGAAACAAGCUGGGGAGCUACUUACAAGACGAGCAACCCACUCUCCAAGAAAUUGUUCCACGAGACCGUAGUGAUAGAUUCAGGAUACUCUGAUUAGAAUGGAUCUUAUUUUUCGACCAUUGAGUUUUUCCCACGGUAGCAAAAAUUUCUGAUAAAAACUUAUUUACAUUCAAUAGUCAUCAGAGAAAAAUGUAGGACUCUUUACGAGUGAUUAAGUCGGUAAAAGUCAAAAGAGAGGAAUUUGCGAAUUAUUUCAUGAUUCAAUUUGACGUAAAAUGUAAUCUGAUUGCCAGAGAAUUUAUUUUUACAAUCGCGAAUAUUUGGAUAUUUGCUUCGAUACUUUCCAGAUGAUGCUUCCAGUAACUGGAUAUAACACGUAUCGUAUCUUUUGAGUAUUCUGCAAAUAUAAAAUAAUAUUGUAGUAUAAUGAAAUUAGAUAUAAUAUAUGUAUAUAAUAAAAUUUAAUGUAUAUGUAUAUGUAAUAAUAGGUAUAUUGAAUAUUAUAAAGACUGGAAAGAUCGAAGUUACAUUGAGAAUAUUCAUAUUUUUGCGAACAUUUCGUUACAUUACGCAUGCGACAAAUUGGCGGUAAAUAAUUUUCAAAUUCAUUGCAAUUCAACUUUGAUCUAUUUUUUUUUCUUUUUUAUUGCAAGCAAGUGAUUGAUCAAAAUAAUGUGAUUUUAUAUUUGCUAAUGAUAUGAACGAAGUCUGAAUAUUGUAGGCAUUCCGUGAAAUUCAAAUGUGCCUUCCUCUUUCAAGUCGAGCUCGAAUCUCUUAGAAUAACGAAUUAUUUUAAUUGUGAAUUUUCAAUCGUUUCACGCAUAUUAUAUGCAUACGAAACUGUAUUUCCUAUAUCUAUCUAAUAUUGUUUAAUAUCUGAAAAUGAAGAAUUUGAUUUUGAUUGUUUUUUACCGAUAAACUUAACUAGUUUUUUGUAAAAAAGUUAUAUUGGAAGUGAUGUUCUAUCGAUAUUAGUAUCGAAAUAAUGCAUCGAUAGUAUAGUAAACUAGUUUUAUUUUACAUUAAAUAUACUUUUCAGUCUGACUAGGACAACGUGAAGACACAGUUGUGAUGUUCAAAACUAUAAACUAUGCGAAUCAUAAGUGUAUAAAGCGGAUUUUAAGAUAUUGUUUCAAUGUACGUGUUUGAUGAAACAUAGUAUUGUCCAUUAUAUAUACAAUUUAUUCAUGUCUUCAAUGAAAAAUUUUUUCUCUGGCGAUUCGAACAAAUGCCAGGAUACUCGGCGAUAGUCACUGAUCGCUAUAUAGAAAUAAAUUGUCUCGACUAGGAACUUAUUUGGAAAUUUUCUAAUGGAAAAUUAGCUACAAAAAUUCUUGUAAUACUAGGUAAUAGUUACGUAUAUAAACCACUUUUAACGUUCCUAUAUUAAUCUUUUUUUUAACUUUUUCGCGUUAAAAAGAUACUGGCAAAACUCUUUUCUAAAAUUCAAUCUAAUUUUUUUUCUUUGUAAUACUACAAAUUAAUUAUUUGCUAACGUAUUUCAGAAUCAAUGGAUUCAUUAGAAUCCCGAAUGCGACGAAAUGUAUGAAUGAAAAUUAAAACGCAAUGAAAUGUUUAAUUAUAAGAUUAAGUUUUAACACUGACUUAUUUGCCAUCCAGUACAUAGUGUCUACUACUGUAAAGUAUAGUAAUGCUUCUUUAACGAAAAAUUGUAGAGAGAAUUCUUACAAAGUUCUAGUAUUUCGGAAUUCCAAUGUAAUGGUAAAAUUAUUUUGUAAAAUAUUUCUUAUGCGAAGUAAGUCAGCAUCUUUGAAGCAAUAUUUGUUAUAGCAGCAUGAUCAUAAUCUUU